Solanum dulcamara is the source of this 1252-nucleotide messenger RNA. Its product is annotated as oxoglutarate-dependent flavonoid 7-O-demethylase 1-like. Lineage: Eukaryota; Viridiplantae; Streptophyta; Magnoliopsida; Solanales; Solanaceae. The record is from RefSeq and is a predicted model, not a curated record. The transcript is spliced from 4 exons. The coding region runs from base 106 to 1086 and encodes 326 amino acids.
UAAGUUUCCAAUUAAAUUCAUUUAAUUUGCUCUUGAAAGAAGGCAUAGCGAUGGAAGUGGCUUACGUUAAAGAGAAUGUAGGUACACCUGGAUCAAGAGGAACCAAUGGCUUCCAAUUUAUUACCUUCCAUGUUGUCUCAAAUUCCAUUAAUUGAUAUGGAAAUGUUGCUGGCUAAUGAUCAUCCAGAACUUGACAAGCUUCAUCUUGCUUGCAAAGCUUGGGGAUUCUUUCAGAUGAUGAAUCAUGGAGUGAGUUGUUCAGUAUUAGAGAAAGUGAAAUUAGAAGUGGAAGGGUUCUUCAAUUUAUCCAUGGAAGAGAAGAACAAGUUUGACCAAAUUGAAGGAAAUAUGGAAGGAUAUGGUCAGGUGUUAGUGUCAUCUGACGAUCAAAACAUAAACAGCAGGAUAGGCAAACUUUACAUGCUCAAUCUCCCUUCCCAUUUGAGAAAACCCCACUUGUUUCCUAAGCUUCCCGUCUCAUUAAGGGAUACCUUGGAAGAAUACUCAGCACAAGUGAAGGAACUUUCGGAGAAAAUAUUCAGUAUAAUGGCGAAAGCAUUGGAAAUGAAAGGAGAAGAUUUGAAUGCAGUUUUUGAUGGAGGAGAGCAAGCAAUGAGUAUGUAUCAGUAUUACUAUCCUAAGUGUCCUCAAGAAGGCGUUGUUAUGGGGCUAAACCCCCACACUGAUCUUACUGGCUUGACCAUACUUUCUCAACUCAAUGAAGUGGAAGGUCUACAUAUCAAGAAAGAUGGUUCUUGGAUUCCUAUUACACCUUUGCCUAAUGCCUUUGUUAUUAACGUUGGAGACACGUUAGAGAUAGUGACGAAUGGAAUUUAUAAAGGUGUUGAACAUCAACCAGUUCUCAAUCCAAACAAGGAGAGACUAUCUAUUGCAACAUUUUUUAAACCAAAAAGGAACUAUAAUUUAAGUCCAGCAUCGAGCCUCAUCACUCUUGAAAAUCCUGUAAAAUUCAAGCAAAUUGGUACUGUUGCUGAUUACUUCAAGGGAUAUUUCUGUCAUCAACUUGUUGGGAAAUCAUACCUUGAUACUAUGAGAUUAACUACUGAGGACGAAGAGAAUACGUGAGCGCAGUUUCAAUAAUUGCAUGAUUUUAAUUCGUUAAGCCUGUUGUAUGUAAAUUAAGUUGCUGUUAAAGGUUAUAUCACUCCAAUAAAAUCUUCAAUUUGUUGUUUCGUCAUCCCAUAUAACAAGGAUCAGUAUUUCUCAUGCAAAAAAUAUAAAAUAAGCAAGU